AUGGAAAUAUUUUUUGUGCAGCUGUGGAGAAAGAAGAAAGCACUCAAAAAAGAGGUGAAGACCCUUCUCAACGUUAUCCAGGAAGAUGAAGAGGAGCUUCAGCAAUCAGUGAUUCAAAAUCUUACAUCUGCCAGAUCCAAAAGAAGCAAGGUUCUUACUAAUCACCAGGAGGAUAAGAUGCUUGACAACACUGAAGUUUCUCAGGCGUCAAUCUAUAGAAACUUGUGGAUUGAAGCAGAAGCUUCAGCUUGUAAACUCAAAUAUGAGCUUCAACAUGCUCGCCUGAAGCUCGAGACAGCAAAAGGCCUCAACGACACAGUAAAAGCCCCUGACUCAUCAGAAGGCAGUAAAGGCUCUAAUUCAUACAUGUCCAGUAGCAAACCACAGAACCAUGGGAAAGAAACCAUUGCAUGCGCUGCGGCUUGUCAGGGCCAGGGAGGAGAUACUCGUGACAAGCAAUCUCCCGUUGUAAAUAGGAGCAUUUUCAAUGGUGUUGAUGCUGAUGUGUUUGCCCGAUUUAAAGUUUUGCAGUCCCUGAUUGAUAAUGUAAACUCCUUCAGUGAGACUGACUGUGGGGCGCAGCAAGAAGCAAGCAAGAGACCAUAUGCAGUUGAAGAUGCUGUUAUGGCGAGACUGAAAGUUUUGAAGUCUCCUCCUGACAAUAUAACCUCUUUGAGUCUGGAAAGCAACAAACACCAGCUAGAUGCAAGCACAAACAGUGCAGAUAAUGUUGAUGAUGCUGUUAUGGCAAGGCUGGCAAUUUUGGAGUCCCAUCCUAAUAGUGCAGCCCUAUUGGGACAGGAAAACAGCAAGCAACGACUGGAUGCGAGAACAAAUAGAGAAGAUGGGACUGAUGAUGCUGUUAUGGCUAGGCUGAGAAUUUUGAAGUCUCGACCUGAAAAUCAAACCUCAAUGGGUGAUGCCAACAAAGAGCAGCAAGACGCAUGUAUAGUGAUCAAUUAA
This is a messenger RNA of Miscanthus lutarioriparius, 963 nucleotides long. The record is from the annotation of a GenBank genome assembly. NCBI's taxonomy places the organism in Eukaryota, Viridiplantae, Streptophyta, Magnoliopsida, Poales, Poaceae.